AUGAUGGGUGUCUCCAUCGCGAGUUCGCCCUGGCUGGGUCCCAGCGGUCUCCCCUCCUCGGCCUGUUUUCGGACGCCUCGGUCCCGCUGCCCCCGCCCCACCCGCCACCCGGCCGUCCGCGUGAAGGCCGGGCUGGAGCCCAAGAAGCUGACGGCCCAGGACCUGCGGCGCAUCCAGGAGCAGGGCCCCUCCAUCCAGGACCUCACCCGCACGCUCAAGGUGGUUUAUGAACCCCGCAGCGGCAAGGUGGUGGAGCCCCUGGUGCUCACCCACGACUUCGUCCCCCCCUCCGCGCUCACCGCCCCCGUGCUCACGCCCGAGCCCGACUGGCGCCGCAUCCCGGAGAUGCCCUUCAUGGAGCUUUUCGAUGGCCUCCAGCGCCGCAACUGGACGCACCCGCGCUACGACCCCUCGCUACCCAAGUGGGAGCUGGCCUUCUUCCGCGACACCGCCCGCCUGCUGCGCCCGGUGUACAGCGGCUACCGCGUGCUGGUGCAGUGCCCCGCGGAGGGGCGCUCCGCCUGGGUGGCGCUGGACCGGUCGGGGGCCGACGCCUUCCUCCGCGACUACUCCGGCGGUGGGCUGGGCGGCGCCGUGCACAACGCCAAGCGCCUGCCCCAGGUGCUGGUCUCGCCGACGCAGUACGGCUUCAAUCAGGUUUUCGAGCAGCUGUUCCAAGCCUUUGAGGAGGAGGCGACGCCGGCCCAGAUGCACGAGAUCUUCAACAAGGGCUUCUCGCCGCGCAAGGGGACCACCUACUCGUGCCCUGCCGACAAGCAGCUCUCCGUCACCUUCCACCAGACCCUGCCGGAGUACUCCCUGGGCUGGCUAUUCAAGGCCAUCCCACAGUACGGCAUCUACGGCAUCGCGCUUUCUUUUCUCGCCGUGGUUCUGGCCGUCGGUAUCUUUAAGCCUCGCAAGCAGAUGCCCAUUGACCUCUUCAUGGCGCUGGAGUUUGCGCAGUCCAAGGGCAAGGCGCGCAAGGAUGGCACCACGGGCGUGGGCUUUGCCGACGUGGGCGGCAUCGGCACCGCCAUCCACGACCUGAACGACGUGGUGGCCUUCCUCAAGGCCCCGCUGCAGUACGCGGGUAUGAAGGCGCGGCCGCCCAAGGGCAUCCUGCUGGAGGGCGACCCCGGCACGGGCAAGACGCUGGUGGCCAAGGCGGUGGCGGGCGAGGCGGGCGUGGCCUUCUACCAGAUGGCGGGGUCCGAGUUCGUGGAGGCGAUCGUGGGCGUGGGCGCGUCGCGCGUGCGCGACCUGUUCAAGCGAGCCAUGGUGAACGCGCCCUGCAUCAUCUUCGUGGACGAGAUCGAUGCGCUGGGCAUCAAGCGCGCCGACGCGGGGGUGGGCACCAACGAGGAGCGGGAGCAGACGCUGAACCAGCUGCUGACGGAGAUGGACGGCUUCAGCCCCAGCCUGGGCGUGAUGUUCAUCGGCGCCACCAACCGCGCCGAUCUAUUGGACCCGGCGCUGCUGAGGGCGGGGCGCUUCGACCGCCGCAUCCGCAUCAACCUGCCGGACGAGGUGGGGCGGGAGGAGAUCCUGCGCAUCCAUGCGCGGCGGACCAGCAUGGACCCGGGCGUGGACCUCGCCCAGCUGGCAAAAGACCUGCCCGGGCUGUCGGGCGCAGAGCUGGGCAACGUGAUCAACGAGAGCAUCCUGGAGUGCCUGAGGCGGCGCGGCACCACCGUCACCCAGCGCGACGUCGACAACGGCGUGGACCGUGUCGUGCAGGGCGUGCGCCUGCCGCCGCUGCCCAAGCACUACGCCAUGCGCCGCCGCCUGGCGCUGCACGAGGCGGGGACGGGCGUGCUCUCCACCUUGCUGCGGGCGCGCAGCGGGCACGUGGAGGCCGUGGAGCGCAUGAGCCUGGUGGGGCGCGGGCGCGAGCUGUCGCGCACCGUGCUGGCGCGGGGGCGGGACGAGACCUACCUCCUGGUCACGCGCGCGCGCCUGCGCGACCGCAUGCGCGUCGCGCUGGCGGGGCGGGCCGCGGAGCACCUGUUCCUGGGGGAGGCCAGUAGCUACUGCGACAAGGACCUCCAGGACGCGCGGCGCAUCGCGAUGCGCACGGUCACCGCCUACUGCCUCUCCGACCUGGGCCUGGUCAGCUACUCCCCGCCCCCCGUCCCCUCCAUGGAGAAUCAGAUGUUUGGGUUCGAGGUCAACCCCGACCGCAUCGACGACAACCUGUUUGGGCACGCGGUGCCCGGCGGCGGCUUCCAGCCCACCGACGCCACCUGGAACGCGGUGUGCCGCGCCGCCAGCGACCUCAUCCUGGCAGCCUACAACGACAACAUGGAGGAGCUGGCGCGGCACGAGCCGGCGGUGCAGGCCGUCGCCGACGCCCUGCUGCGCCAGGAGACGGUGCUGGGUGAGGAGCUGGAGGCCAUCAUGGCCUCGCACCCGCCCGCGGCACCCGUGCGCGAGGUGCCCCGCCUCGCGCACGACUUUGAUGCCAUGGGCGGGAUGGUGGGCGAGUUCCACCGCUACCAGCGCCUGGAGGCCGCCGAGCGGGAGGCCAGGAAGGCGGGCGAGGGCAGGGGCCUGGGCGCGGGGGAGUUGUGGGAGGAGGCCAUCCGUCGCGCGCCCAUCGGCGCGGGAAGCGGCGGCUAG
Messenger RNA from Auxenochlorella protothecoides, 2619 nucleotides. RefSeq names its product ATP-dependent zinc metalloprotease FtsH. The coding region runs from base 1 to 2619 and encodes 872 amino acids. Gene Ontology annotation, molecular function: ATP-dependent peptidase activity; metalloendopeptidase activity; ATP hydrolysis activity. Gene Ontology annotation, cellular component: chloroplast thylakoid. Gene Ontology annotation, biological process: proteolysis. The record is from RefSeq and is a predicted model, not a curated record. NCBI's taxonomy places the organism in Eukaryota, Viridiplantae, Chlorophyta, Trebouxiophyceae, Chlorellales, Chlorellaceae. The transcript is spliced from 6 exons.